This is a messenger RNA of Leptopilina heterotoma, 568 nucleotides long. RefSeq names its product c-Myc-binding protein. Lineage: Eukaryota; Metazoa; Arthropoda; Insecta; Hymenoptera; Figitidae. Gene Ontology annotation, cellular component: nucleus. The record is from RefSeq and is a predicted model, not a curated record. Gene Ontology annotation, molecular function: transcription coactivator activity. Bases 143 to 424 code for a protein of 93 amino acids. The transcript is spliced from 3 exons. Gene Ontology annotation, biological process: regulation of DNA-templated transcription.
AAGUUUCAGUCAUUUCCGGUUUGUUAGCUUCACGUUUGUGUGUGACACAUUCAAACUGAAUCUUUUCUUAUUAAAUCCCAAUAAUUAUCAACAACUGGAAUAAAGACUCGUGUGUAAAAUUGAAAUAUCAUCAAAUAUCAAAAUGUCCAACUAUAAGCCAAUUGACGCAAAACGAGAAGAAUUUCGCAAAUACCUGGAACAUGCAGGUGUGAUGGAUGCUCUGACAAAAGUUCUCGUUUCCUUAUAUGAGGAAACUGAUAAACCCGAAGACGCCUUAGAAUAUGUACGAAAACAUUUGGGCGGCAUAACAGAAUCUACCUCGGAAGUGGAAAACCUCAAAAAAGAAUUGGACGAAGCCAAUGCAAAAGUAACGGAAUUAACAACAAAAUUGGUAAAAUUUGAAUCAGAACCGGGACAGGAAUAACUUUUUUCUAAUAUUUAGAAUUUUUUUGUACUAGUCCUAAACUCGUCAUUAAGUUAAACAAAAAAAAAAAAAAAAAAUUAGAGAUACGUCAUGACUGUGCCUUCAAAUUGAUCUAGUGUUAAGUAUCAAAUACGAACAUUAAAA